Zerene cesonia (dogface butterfly) is the source of this 1227-nucleotide messenger RNA. It is a transcript of the gene hdm, whose product is annotated as meiosis-specific with OB domain-containing protein-like. The transcript is spliced from 9 exons. Gene Ontology annotation, molecular function: single-stranded DNA 3'-5' DNA exonuclease activity; single-stranded DNA binding. The record is from RefSeq and is a predicted model, not a curated record. Gene Ontology annotation, biological process: resolution of meiotic recombination intermediates. NCBI's taxonomy places the organism in Eukaryota, Metazoa, Arthropoda, Insecta, Lepidoptera, Pieridae. The coding region runs from base 1 to 1227 and encodes 408 amino acids.
AUGUCUGGUGUGCAAAAAAUUUGUUUAAAUAAUUUAAAUAUCAAUAUAAAAAAUGCUUUGAUAGUAGGGAUAAUUAUAGCUAAAAAUAGUCCAAGGACUUUUGGUGCAAAAAAGCAAAACGGUGUUUUGCGAGGGGUGAUGUCUUUUACUUUAAGGGAUUCAGAUGUGGACACUAUUAAUAUUGAUGUUUGGGGCUCAGAAUAUUUCGUAAUAACAUUUUAUGAACGAUUUUUAGUAGGUGAUGUUGUCGAAAUAUCCUCACCAAAGAUAAGCAUUAAAGGAUGUGGAAAUGAAGCUUUUAGGCCACAGGUAUCUUCUCCCUUUUAUUUAUCUCUAAACGAAGGAUCAUCCGACGUUAAUAUAUUUGGAGGAGACACUUUUUCAUUUUAUUUGCCUUUACUUCAUAUACCUACAAAACCAUGCGCUGGCUAUUGUGGUUUGGCUGAAGUUUUAAAAUAUACCGAACAAACUGAUAAUGUGUACGUUGAUCUCUUAGUGGUGGUUAAAUGUGUCCAACCACCUAAAAACAUAAAAACAAAAAUGGGCGCAGACAUGACAGUACGAGCAGUGGAAAUAAUUGAUAAUACAACACCAGCCUCUGUUUUACUCGAUAUGUUCGAAAUUGACACAAUACAAAGGGCAGAAGAUUGGCGCGCGUUAGAUAGCGUGCUCUUUAUAGCGGACGCGAGGGUCUCUUGGCGUAGGUCUCUUCGCGUUCAGUGUUGCUCUCGUACAGUCAUCACGCACCAACCUCACACGCCUGAGGCUGAAGCACUGAGAUUGUAUAUGAGCAAUCAAGCCAGUAACGGCGGUGAAGCUGCAGCGUGGGCGGCUUGGAGUGGGGAGAGGCCGUGUUCAGCGUCCGUAGCACAAAUACGUGAUAGACUAAUAUCAGGAACUCCGUUCUGUGCCACCAUUCAUGGCUUAGUGACGCAUCUUGAUCUGGAAGAACUUCUUACUACGACGAAUACUAAUGUAGAAGAUAUAAGAAUAAAAUUCGCGGAUCAUACCGGAGAAAUAUCAGCUCGUUUGCCAAUAAACGUAUUCGGAGAUACUUUUGGAUAUACGGUCGAUCAGCUGAAAAACAUGUCGCAAGAUGACCGAGCCUCAAUACGUUGGAGAUUGCUUCUAGAACAAUGUGUAGCAAAGUUAGCAAUUACACCUCCCCGGGUAAUGGUCCUCAGCUUAAGGCGUGCAUCACCAGCUGACCCAAUCCCAUUGUAUUAA